Dovyalis caffra is the source of this 888-nucleotide messenger RNA. Lineage: Eukaryota; Viridiplantae; Streptophyta; Magnoliopsida; Malpighiales; Salicaceae. The record is from the annotation of a GenBank genome assembly.
AUGGAUGGACACAAACUAAAGAUAAACCCUCAUGCAGUUCAACUCAGAUCAUCUGAUCUUGUUGUCCUCGAUUCUUCUCAGAGUGUUUUUUACACUCUACCAUUUCCCAUUUCUCAGGAGAGUGUGGUGGUUAAACGGUUAUCUGGAAAGGGGGAAAAAGGGUACGCAGAUGGAGAACCGGGUUUGGCUCAGUUCAAUAAACCAAAGAGUUUUGCAGUUGAUCUUAGAGGGAAUGUUUAUGUGGCUGAUCAACUAAACCAUGCAGUGAGAAAGAUAAGCAACUCAGGUGUGACCUCCACCAUCGUUGGUAAUUACUCCCAGAAAGGUCGGCAGGAUGGUCCAGGGAAAACUGCAACAUUCUCCAGUGAUUUUGAGGUGCUUUUUGUUCCUCAAAUAUGCGCUUUACUCAUCUCAGAUCAUGGCAAUCAACUGCUUCGCCAGAUUGAUCUUAAACCAGAGGAUUGUACAGGAAGGCAUCAGCCCCAAGACAUGGAAGCAUUGCCAAAUCAAUCUGGCGAGUCUAAUACCGAUGAGUUGCUUCGACGCCAGAAACGCAGACCUAGGGUUUCAAACAAGCAUUUCGUAUCCUUGAUGGAUGCUGAUAUAAAUAGUUGUGUGGUAGGCAAGUCACAGACGUUUGCUGAUCAGUUGAAGGAAUUGAUAGAUCUUAAUGAUUUUAAUGUUCCCUCUCAAUUAUCAAGCUCGGCAAGUGACAUCUUGAAGCUAGGAGAAGGGGGUCAAGAGAGACGUGAUGCUUCAUCGAAUGGCAACGGAAGGAUAAAUGAUAUGAUCCAGGCUAACUUCAUGGGAUUCGUUAAGCUGGCCAAUGAAACAACUCCAGUUGAUGUGCCUGUGGUAGGGAGUAUGGGUUUAGUUAAAAGGAGAUGA